Molecule: messenger RNA, 3213 nt
Organism: Symbiodinium natans
Lineage: Eukaryota; Dinophyceae; Suessiales; Symbiodiniaceae
Source: the annotation of a GenBank genome assembly
AUGAGCUUCCCACAUGGUUUCAUGUGCACGCAGCGGAUCCAAGAUGUGGAAGGUGGACUUAUGUGGAACUGCUCGCAUUUGGACAAGCUCGUCAGAUCCUUGACUCGGGCAGAUGCCAUGCAGGGCUCCGAUGGUGAGCCAUCAGUGGUUCGGACCUUCCAGGGAGCGUCAGACCUUCGACUGACGGCCGCAACCCUGCUGCGCGGCCGGGACCAGGUGGCCGCCGGUACUCAGGAUGGCAGCCUCCUCCUCUGGAGCCUGGCCCCUGGGAGACCAAGGCCCCAAAGACUGACGGGGCAGUCCGGUUCCAUCACCUGCGUCAAGGCCACCAAUUCGGGGAGGACGCUUGUCUCUGCCUCGACGGACUCCACGGUGGCCAUUUGGAAGAUGCCGGUCGAGAAAAAGCAAGGUGGCCCUGCUAUGCUGAAGCUGCACUUUAGCCCCGUGCGCUGCUGCGACAUCUCCACCGACGACCGCCUCCUGCUCACGGCUUCCGACGACAAAUCCGUCAAGCUCACUUGGCUGGCCGAGCGCCGCUUUGCCGCGGCCUUUGCAGGACACUCUAACUGGGUGCGCUCUGCAUCCCUGUCCUCCACCUCGACCCACAUGGUAUCAGGCGGCGACGAUAAGGCUGUUAAGCUUUGGGAUGUGGAGCGCAAGUGCUGCCUGCAGACAUUCAGCGACAGCGCCUCGAGCAUUACGUGCACCCGCUUCGGAUUGGGCGACCAUGUGGUCGUUGCAAGCUCCUGGGAUUCCAGCAUCAAUCUCUGGGACGUCCGCUCCUACGGGAUCCGGCAACAUUAUGGGAGGGCGCACGGGGGAAGUCCCAUUACCCAAGUGGCUGUCCAUCCACACAGUGAUCUGAUUCUGUCGUCUUCAUCGGACAGGCAGCUUCGAGUUUGGGACUUGCGAGCGGGAAGGCUUUGCUCCACCAUACUGGGGCACGACCGGCCCGUGCAUUCUUGCUGCUGGGAUGAGGCAGGGGACCACUUUGCCAGCUGCGACAGCGAGAUCGUCCUCUAUUGGUCCUGCCCGCCCCUGGCGGCUCCAACCCCGCCGGCCCUGCCGGAGCCGAGCCCAGCAACGGCCGAGAGCUUCCCGAGCCCAGCGGACGCCGUGCCGGGUGCGGGGCCAGAAGCCACAUUGAGCCCCAAAGCAGCGGACCUCCUCCUCGAGGCCGCCUGGGCUGGGCAGCCAGAGGUGCCGAACCCCCGAAGGCCCACGAAGGAGGAGGAGCGUCAGCGGGAGGCUUUGCCCGAGACGGUGGCCCGACUCGUGGAGAAGAUGGUCACCGACAUGGACACACUGACUGCUUCGCUUGCAGCACUGGAAGCCCGACUGGCACGUACAGAGGCCAUAACCGCGGAGGUGGCGCAGCUGCUACAGGCCCGGGCCAUCCCCAAGGUCCCGAGGGCGCGCGGUGAGCCUGUAGCGUCGAUGGGUGCGCAUAGUGGUGCAUACCAAAGCUACGCUGCACAUGACCAGCUGGAGAUCCACAUGCUGCUUCUAGUGCCGCCGCCUCGUGUGGAGAUGUUGGCGCGAAGUCAUGCGGAUCCCGAGCUACCAAACCUGGCAGACACGGACUUUUAUCGCUGCACCUUGGGGCAGCAAUGGCCACCCUGGCUGCCCUUCUCUACUUUGUGCGGCUUGGCACAUGAGGUGGGAGAGGGCACCUUGCCACUCAACACGAGUGACGGCUCCUUGGUCAAAUGGAAUGCGGGGAGCCAAGUUCUGCUCGCCCAGGAGAUGUACUACCUCUUCGCGUGCGUCUCUGUCAUGACAGUGCCACUUAGCCAGUUGGCAUUUUCUGCUUUACCUUUCCAGGGCUCGGGGUACGUUAGCCUUAAAUCAGAUGGGGAGGGUCGUGCUGCAGUGGCCUACGACCUGAAUCGGCUGUUGGUUGUUAUGGUUGCCAUGCGCAUCUAUGCCUCUGUGGUGUCCCUUCGACCCUUGAGUCCGUUCUACACUCAUGGCGACCUCCGCCCCUUCGCUCAGCAGAACGCGCCAAAAGACGACACCAGUCUCAUGGCGCACCGCAUCGUCACAGAGCUCGAAGGACACCUGCACCACAUCAUCGUUCGCCGUGAUACUGGUUUGCUGAGUCCAACUGUCUUCCCGCUCCUGGUGUUUCCGCUGCUGUUCGUGCAGCAGGAGACGCUCAUGUACUUUGGCGUGGCGCAGGUGGUGUACUAUCCCGCGAAGGUCGCUGCGCCUCUGGCGACCCUGCUCUGGGGAAUGCUGGAGAUACCGCGGAUCUGCCGCAGGAUUGCCACGAUGACGAAGGUCCGUGCGCUGCUGUCGAAUCUGAUCGAGUACGGGGACGAAGCGCUCGUCCGUGAGGUGUACAGCAGGAUCAACAUGGCCAACAUGCUCCAGGCUGCUGACUACGAGGUCCACGAGAUACUGGUAGAGAAAGCCUUAGCUCAAGGCUUGCUGGACCCGUUUGCCAAAGCCGUCCUCAUCAAUGGCCUGCAGAAGUUUGGCAUCUCCCGAAGGCGAUUGGACUACGUGCUUGAUCUGAUCCAGAGCUGCAAGUCUACGGAACUAACAGAGCUGAAGAGCUUUCUGGACAGCACUGGAGACUACAACAGCUUGUACAAGCUUGUGUACGUCGACAUCAGAGAUAGUCACGUGAGAGACCAGGUGCUCAGCCAUAUUCACACCGAGUCCUGCAUCGCUAGGAGGCAGCUUGGCAGAGAGGUGGGCAUCAAGGUUCUCAGUGACAUUGAUGACACCCUCCUCUGCAGCGGCGGCAAAUUCCCUGCAGGUUGCGACGAUCGGCUCCCAAAGCACAUGGUCUACCCUGGCUGCGGAGAUCUCUUCAAAGCACUGGACAGGAGUUGGUCCCCUGAUGCGGCCUGCUGCAACUUGGUGUUCUUGUCGGCAAGACCUCACGUUUACAAGGACCUGGCUGAGAACAAGAGCUUCAUCAAGUUCAAGGAGUUGUUUGCCACAGGGAAGCUGCACUGCGUACCUUCCCUCUUGCCUGGCUCUCUGGCUCUGGGCAUGGUGGCCGUGAUCAAGGCCUUCUUCAUCCAAGCUCACGGCUGGCGAGAUGUGGGCGAGCGGAAGGCGGAGAGCUACUGGAAGUUCAAGGCUCUCUAUGAGGAGUACGACUUCAUUAUCUUCGGUGACAACGGGCAGGGCGACCUCUUGGCGGGCCAGCUUAUCCGACAGAAGGAGUUCCAGGUCGCACCAGGGACGGGCUCAUAA